Messenger RNA from Limanda limanda (common dab), 3454 nucleotides. It is a transcript of the gene gnsa, whose product is annotated as glucosamine (N-acetyl)-6-sulfatase a. Bases 142 to 1722 code for a protein of 526 amino acids. The record is from RefSeq and is a predicted model, not a curated record. Lineage: Eukaryota; Metazoa; Chordata; Actinopteri; Pleuronectiformes; Pleuronectidae. Gene Ontology annotation, molecular function: N-acetylglucosamine-6-sulfatase activity; glycosaminoglycan binding. The transcript has 14 exons. Gene Ontology annotation, biological process: glycosaminoglycan metabolic process.
GGAAGUGCCGCACAGUACCAGGGCUGAGCUUGUUGUUGUUGUUGCUCCGCGGCUUCAUGGCGACGCACUGACUGUCCCACUGUCUCUCAGCUGAGGACAGACUGUCCCUCGCUCCUGUGCUUUGUGACUCAGUGGAUUAAAAUGGCGUCGGUGACGUUAUUCUCCUUCCUGCUCGGCUGCGUCACUUUGAUCUGCGCAGCCGAAUCCUACCGGAAACCGAACAUAGUUCUGAUCCUCACCGAUGACCUGGACGUCGCCAUCGGGGGUUUGAGUCCACUCAGCAAGACGAGGAAACUGAUCGGAGACGCAGGGAUCUCCUUCUCUAACGCAUUCGUGGCCAGCCCGCUGUGCUGCCCGAGCCGAGCCAGCAUCCUGACGGGCAAGUACCCGCACAACCACCAUGUCAUCAACAACACGCUGGAGGGGAACUGCAGCAGCGCCGUGUGGCAGAAGAGCGAGGAGGGGACGACCUUCCCCGCUCUGCUGAAAUACUACGCCGGGUAUCAAACCUUCUUCGCUGGGAAAUACCUCAACCAGUAUGGGCACCCGGAGGCCGGCGGGGUGGAGCACGUUCCUCCAGGCUGGAGCUACUGGGUUGGACUGGAGAAAAACUCGAAAUAUUACAACUACACACUGUCGGUGAACGGGAAGGCUCAGAAACACGGAGCGGACUACAGCAAAGACUACCUGACUGACGUACUGGCCAACAUGUCUCUGGACUUUCUCCAGUAUAAAUCCAACUACCAGCCGUUCUUCAUGAUGGUUUCCACGCCAGCCCCCCACUCUCCCUGGACAGCGGCCCCUCAGUACCAGAGCAGCUUCAACACCACCAAGGCUCCCAGGGACCCCAACUUCAACGUCCACGGGAAGGACAAACACUGGCUGAUCCGACAAGCUAAGACCCCCAUGUCCAACUCCUCUGUUCAGUUCCUGGACGAUGCCUUCAGGAAACGGUGGCGAACGCUGCUCUCAGUGGACGACCUGGUGGAGAAAAUAGUGAAGAGGUUGGAGGUCAGAGGUGAACUGGACAACACCUACAUCUUCUUCACCUCUGACAACGGGUAUCACACGGGUCAGUUUUCUCUUCCUCUGGACAAGAGGCAGCUCUACGAGUUCGACAUCAAGGUUCCUCUCAUGGUCCGAGGACCAAACAUCAAACCCAACCAGACCACCCAGAUGCCGGUGGCAAAUGUUGACCUGGGUCCGACCAUCCUGGACAUCGCCGGCUACGACGUCAACAAGACGCAGAUGGACGGCAUGUCCUUCCUGUCCGUCUUGGAGGGGAAGGUGAACAGCAGCAGCUGGAGGACAGACGUCCUGGUGGAGUAUGAGGGCGAAGGAAGCAACGUGACCGACCCCUCCUGCCCCCUGCUGGGCCCCGGAGUGUCGGAGUGUUUUCCAGACUGUGUGUGUGAAGACUCCUUCAACAACACUUACGCCUGUGUGCGAACUGUCGCCCCCUCUGCCAACCUGCAGUACUGCGAGUUUGAUGACAACCAGGUGUUCGUAGAAGUCUACAACGUCACCGCUGACCCGUACCAGCUGACCAACAUUGCAGAUUCCAUCGGCCAGGACUUCCUGGAGAAGAUGAACCACCGGCUGAUGAUGCUGCAGUCCUGCUCCGGGCAGACGUGUCGGACGCCCGGCGUGUACGAUCCAAGGUAUAAAUUUGACCCUCGACAGAUGUUCACCAGUCACAGACUGAGAAAGAGGAUGAAGUGAGACGAGUGGAGGAAGGAGGGCCUUUCCCGUUGUCGUUGCCUUGUUUUUCGGGGCCUCCUGAGCCUGUCGCUGUUAAAGAUGGACGGUGAAGGGAUCCUACAGUGUGGUAAUCGGCGGGUUUCCACAGCGGAGGGGGGCCUGUGGGUGCAGGAGCCACUUUUUAACGCUCUCAGAUUGGGCUCCUGGUCAGUGAGUCUGUCAGUAGUUGUGAAGAAAGGCCAAAUUUUUAUUAGACAGAUUUAGUUUGACUUCUAAACCAAGGUUUUUUUCUCCGUUAUAUUCUUGUGAAACUUUGUUUUUAAUUAAGCAGUGAAUUACAAAAAGAUCCUGAGAAAAUCUUCCAGGUUUGAUUCAAUUCACUGGGAAUUAAAUUGUUUUGAAAGAGGAAAUUAAACAGGAGGUAAGUGACAUUUAAAGUUUAACUAAUGAGUCCUGUUAAACGUGAUCAAAUAGUAUUACUAAUAAUCUCGUUAUCUCAAGAUAAUUCUCGUAUCUCGAGAUAUGAUUUGUUCGUUAUUUCAGUGUCAACCAGCUCAGCACUUUCCUGGAAAUGUCUUUGUAACUUGCAGCUAAAUGCCAGUAAUUUCUUUUGCAAAGUUCGAAGAAAUCAUCUGGAAAGUACAGUUCCAAUACAAUGAGGAAAAGUCCCAAUUAGUGCAAAACAAAAGCAAACGUGCCUCCUGCAGAAAAUGUAACGUCAUCAACUGGCGGUUGAACAAAAAAGUGCCUAGAAAGAGACGCAGGUUGAAAUCCUACAUUAUAUAAAUUUAACAAACACUGAAGGAAACUUGAUUCUUCUUCAAUCAGAAAUCAAUGACAGGAGCUCAUCAAAUUAAAGAUCUCAACUGUUACACUGACAUUAGAUUUUUGGGAGUUAAGUUAAAAAUCCCAUUUCAUGACUGAAGCUGAGAGAAAAUCGCAUUUUAAACAUAUUCAUCAUUUCAAUGUAUUUUUCUAAACUGAAGUCAAUAUCAAUUUCAUGACUGAAAAAGUUGCAUAAACAGUCGUCACUUUUAAAUAUUUGUCUUUUUAAACCGUCGUGGUUCUGUGUUCUUAGUUCAUCCGCCUGCUCGUGUUUUACAUUUCAUACCGAAGCUAAUUAAUCCACAGUCGUCACCUUUAAUGGACAGAAAUCCAUGAAUUUAGGUAUUAGUAUUAUACAACAACUGCAAUAGUUUGAAGAAGCACUACACAAGUUCACAGGAUAAUAAUAUUAAAACCCUUAUUGGAUGAGCGAAGGAAGGUGUUAAAUUUCCUAAAUGUUGAACUUCAAGCUGCCUUGAGACGUUAAUUUGUGACUUUAUGUUUUUUAAAACACGGGCGAAUCUCUGCCGGUUUUUUAAACAUCCAACCAAAGAUUAAAUUUUGAGACUCGAGGGAAAAGGUGACGUCGUCUGUCGAGUUGUGUGCUUGUGACAUUUAUUUUGAAAAUCUGAAUCUUUUUUUUGUGUGUGAACUUUGUUGCUGCUGCUGUUGUUUUCAUGCAGCUCCUCUUUGCUCUGGACUGAAAUAUUAAAAUGUCACAACACAGAGAUUAAAGUCAUGAAUCAACAGGACUAAACUUUCUCACACUGCGAUUCAUUUUCCACGUUGUUUCACUUCACUGAUGCACUUUCCAAUCUGUCAGGACAGUUGUUUGUUUUGGCAACAUUUGGUUUUAUUUUUCUGUAGUUGAUGAAGAUGAUGUAUUUUUGCUUGUGUUUUGGUCCAAAUAAAGAAAUUCUCAAUAUCA